GGCCCCCGGCUGCCCUGGCCUUGCGGGAAGCAUCCCGGUCUUGGGGUGUACUUUCCAGCGCUGCUUAAAUUGCCCACAAGGCAGGUUUUGCAGCCGGCGGCCUAGGGCAGCCUAAUUGUAUCCUUCCAGUUAGCCCCCCGGGCUGACCGGCCGCCCCUGCUGUGCGGGGCUCCAGGGGGUGAAAGAUACAACAGGAUUUUCGGGACAAAGAAGGCAAAAAAACCAGGCCAGGAGUGACGGGAAGGGCAAAGGGUUAAAAACGUGAAAAUGAGCGCGCCUGAGGGGGACACGGAGCAGGCCCCGGGCCGCGCCACCGCGGCCGCACCGCGGCCGAGGAGCCGGUGGACGCUGCCCGCUGGCGAUGUGCCUGGAAACGUGCUCGGGCACGGGAGAGGCAAGCGGCCCGCAGUCUCUGGGCACCUUCCCGGCCAGAGCUUGCUUCCUGGUCAGGUGCUUGGCCAGGAGCAGGUUGACCAGGACUUGGUGGGGCCGUGGAUGGGGGGACCAAAAACAAAAAUGGGGGUGACAUUCAACCAGAUUUUCAGCCCCGAUCUGGAGGUGGAGCGGCUGUCACAACCCUCCUCAAAGGCUGGAGGCGGUGGCCAAACCCAACCCGGCUUUGCUGCCAGAGGCUGCAACAUUGCCAUGAUACCAUCUAUUGUGCUUUAGCGUUUGCUUCGUGCUGUGGUUAAUAAGCAGUCAGGCCAGCCCUAAGUUAAGUCAAGUAAUGAUUGUGGCUGCCUGUGGUGAAGCGGGAUGGGUUGCAGGGUAGAAGAUCGUAUACAAAACGAGCAAUUGCCACAUCGCCCGCAGGGUUACAGCUCCAUAGACAGCAACACCAGAAGAAUCGUAGCUGUUUAAUACAGUGCUCUUCAGCCAUGUGUUCCCAAGACCCUUCAAAGGUAGAUAACUGUCAUUAUGCUUGUUUUUCGAGGUAGGGAAACGCGUGUUCACCCAGGGUCACCAGUCAGUGGCAGAAUGAGGCAAAUCCAAAUCCCAGGGCCUAUGUGUUGUACCAUGUUUGGUGUGCUUGGUAGUUGAGAGAAAUAAACAGUGCAAGGGAUUACAUACCCAGGGAUCAAAAUAUUUAGAGAAAAAGGGGUUGUUGUUUUGUUUGUUUUAAAUUCCCUGUUUGUUUGCCGAUACUGUCUCGACUGUUUACCACCCCAUGUUUUAGCUCUCCAACAUUCAUCUUUCACAGAGACAUUUCAUAUGUUUGCUUGAUGAAAACCUUUUCCUGCAACCCUUGAUGACGUGAGUAGUCUGUUUCGAUACAGGUGGUUGCCAUGUCUUCAGUAAAGCUAUUAGCUUAAGCAUUACAGGACAGGCCUCAUGUCCGGUAAUUGCCCAUGUUAGACAUGUUUAAAUCGAGGCCUUUUUCAUCGAAAUGUCCUCUCUUCUUCCCAGACGUGCCUUCAGGCAACAAUCACAGUAGGGAUCAACGGACAGCUACCAGCCUGUGUACAUUUCCUGUCAUUCCUGGAAAGCAAUACGGAUUCCAUUUGUUACUCGCAUGUUACUAGUUUAAGAGUCUGGGCCGGUUACUUGAGAUCGGAGUUGGGAAGAUAAGCCUGUAGCUCAGGGUGAUUCUCGCUUGCUCCUGCCUCUGCAGCCCUGUCUCUGCCCUCUAGGGACCACUGUCCCCUCCAACUUAUUUAAAGACUUCAAACUGCAUUUAUACUCCAAACACACAAGGGGGAGCUACCCACUAAAAAAUUUAGCAGCCACUUAAUUAGCUCUGCCUCUAAUGGGUAAAGAUAUCUUUUGCCAUUAAAAUCACUGUCCUCCUUCUUGAAGUAGAAUAUUUCCCUGGACCUCAAGUUUCAGGGGUAUUGGUUAUAGCCUUGUUGAGCUAAAGAUAUAGGCACCCAAGGUUUUUUGGGUAAACAUGAUCUCUUUCAUUAGACCAACUAAAUAGUUGGAAAUUUUGUUCUUUACAACCUUUCAGACACAGACACCGUUCUUCAGACAUGGGGAGAGUGUGCUGGGGUUUGUGUACUCUCUCGGGUGGAAUAGAAGCUUAAGCUAAUAUGCAAAAUGCAGGUCUGUGAAAAUGCAAAUGUGUGUGGCAGGGAGAAUCAGAAGGAAUGGGAGUUAAUGGGUGCAAGACAGGUUGGGAGGGGUGGGGAAGACACAAAAGGGGAAUGUUGACAGAUGAUAAAAUGUAGAGAAGUUACUCCAGGUAGAAGCAAGGUCCUUUUGAUAAUAUUUUGUCCAACAUUUCCAGCUGUACAAUUGGUCCAAUCAAAAAUAUUACCCAAAAACUUUCCAUCUUGAAUAAUUAUAGGGAUAUUAUAUUAUAGGGGCAUUUACCUAGUAAAGUUGGCAUUGGAAUGAGUUCAGCCCAGCAAACUUAAACACCCUUGACUUAACUUUUCCAUAAACUCUUGGAGGUAAGCACUGCCUUGGAGGCCCAGCACCUCUGUUGCACUUGAAAGAUGCUGCUGUAAUGUAAAUGAGAGAGUAAGUAAGUGUGUUGAAGCAGAUCUCAGUCCUAUCCGUGCACUUUGGCUUUACUGGCACAAGAAUAACCUCCCCAUUGAAACCUCCCCAUGUCACUUGAUUCCAGGAGCUAGAGCCUGGGCUAUACAAGGGCAAAUUGCACCAUUGACUUGUUUCUGGCAGUCUCUCAGAUUUCUGGGAUAAAGGUCUUGUGAGAGCUGGCUGUUUGGCUUCAACCAUCUUGCUUGACUCCUCUCCCUUGCUUCAGGACAGUCCUUGCUUAGGAUUAUGCCUGCUUCUCCCCCAGCCUCUUCCUCAGUGAAUCCUUGUUUCUGACAUGCAUCUUUUACCAGCCAGUUCCUCACAUAGGUGCUGUCUUCUCUUCUCACACCUCAGCCCCACUUCUUGGCAUGAAGAGAGUCCAGUUUUCUGAAGACCCAUAUAUCUUUGGUGCCUGUGCUGAGGCUGAUCAAUGCAAGACAAAUGAACAGCACUGGGGACACUUUUUUGUUUUUGUUGGGGAACAGGGGCAGGGAGACCCUCAUCCCACUGGGAACUGAAUGGAGACCCAUAUCUCUUCCCCUCCUCCUGACUUCUUACACAGCCAUCAGUUAAAGUCACUGCAUGAUUGAUAACACAACUGAGCUGGGGAGGACUCUGUCCCCAGGAGUCAGAGUCUCAGUACCCUGUUUCCUGAGCCAGGCAGUCAUUUGUUCAAAAUCCUUCCAACACAAAUAAAUACAACAAGCAUAUGAGUGAAACUUCCCUCUAGGGCCAAAAUCAUAAUGUUUCUUGCAGGUGGGGUGUGUAUUUCUACUUGUCAAGCCUGAAAUAAAAACAGGAAAGUUCUCCUGAUGGCUCCCUUUGGGAGCGAUGUUUGAGAAGACUGAGAACGCUUAAGGCCAAGGAGAGCGGUGGGCAGAGGGCUGCUGUGUUUGUUUGUCUGGAUUUAUACCACAGGAGCAAGGGCUCUCCAGGUACCCCUGUCACAGGUUACAACAAUAGCAAAUAAGGACAAAUAAAGCUAGAGAGUAACCCUACUCCUGAGCCAGAUUCUACAUGCUCCUUCCCCUACACAAUCCUCACCCCCAUUAUUUUUCCCCUCUGCAAGAGGUGCAGUUAAUUAGCAGGGGACAAUUAAAUAAAGAAGCUCAGUCCUUCUCUUUCCCAGCAAUUUGCCUGGGUUUCUUCUUUGCUUUUUCUUUUUCCCCCAAGCUUACGUUCUAAUUAAUUACAAGUUUAAUUUCACCCCCAUACCGCUAAAGCACUUCCAAAAAUCAUGCACAAUGUACAGGCCUUUGUGAGGAAGGCACUGACCCUCCACCAUCCUCAUGUAUGGUGUGCGUGUCCCUGUCAGCUAUUAGACACAGCCACAUAUCUUUUGGAAUAGCUGUGAGCCUUACUAGCUCUUAUAGAUGUGCAGGCAAGUUGGAGUCUCUGUGCUUUUUCCAGACUCAUCUUUGGGGGCUGGAAGGGAUGUAUAGCUCUGGAGGUUGGCAGAGGGUCUUACAAAAGAACAGUCUAUUGACCAGCAAAGCUAAAUUUUGCCUGCUACUCUUCUGUUGCCACCCCCUCCUCUCCUUGGGGGUGGGAAGAGCUGGUGGGAGGGAUUUCUGACUGUCAGCAAGAAAGAAACAAGAGAGCAUGUGAAUCAAAGGAACUAGACCUGAGCAAGGCAAGGGGGAAGUUUUGUGAGGCUGCUGAAAUGCAGGGGAGAGAAGAGCUGCUCCUUUAGGUGCCUGUGUUGAGAGGGGGAGAGACUUCUGCUAGGAACAAGGUGGGAGCCUGGCUUAAGGUGUGUGUAGAGGGUUAAAUGAAAACAGCCCGUGGCUGGGGAAUUUAGUGCAUCCUUAGAGAGGUGGACUUCUGUGUGCAAAGAGGAGCUCCCUUCCUUUCUGUGUGCUGGAUUAUCUAUUGCUUUAUGAAGUGCUUGAGGACUCCAAACUGAGCAAGUCCACAUAGGGCUUCCCUGUUGGACAGAACCCAGAUCCUGUUAAGCCAUCAGCAGUGUGGGUCCUGUCAAGGCGCAAAUGCCAGAAGAAGUCUCCUCAGCAUAUUUCAAUGCUAACAAGCACAACUAAGGAGCCAGGCUUGGUUCCUAGAAAAACUCUGUGACAGCCUGUGUUCCAGUCACUUCCCCUGGACUCCAGGGACAAGAGAAACUUGCCUCAGCUGAACCUGUAUGGGAGGAAAUGUCCAGGAGUGAUAAAUCUGUUUCUCCUGUGAGCCCCAGGAAGACUCCAGCAGCAUUGCUCAUUGUAAGAAACAGAGAAACUGGCAACAUCAGGAAAUAGCAAUGAGCAUUUUUCUUUGAGGAACUGGAACUUGCCAGCCUGUCUCUGGGGAAAGCUGUAAAACUUUCUAGGCACCCUCCAGAUCUGCCUUGCAAAGGAAAAGGGUGAUAGCGGCAAGAAUGGAGCUACACAUGUUGGCACAAUUGUUUGUUUUCACCCUGCAAGCAUCUUUGCUCAUCUAUGGGAACAAACUGCAGCCCCUGAUGCCAAACGUUUGUACAGAGCAAGAGCUGGCAAUUGUGGGGCACCAGCAGCCAUGCGUGCAAGCCUUCACUCGGAUGGUCAAAGUGUGGAAGCAGGGCUGUGCAGGACGUCUGUGGUGCUUGGGCUAUGAACGAAGAACAACAUAUUACACGAGCUACAGACAAGUGUACACCAUGGAGUAUCAGACUGUGUACCGGUGCUGCCCAGGAUGGUCCCAGCUUGGAGAGGAUGCUGGCUGUUUUUACCCAGCUGUCUGCAGCUAUGGCGUUUGCUUCAAUGGAGGAAACUGCAUGGAAGGAUCUGCUCAGCUAUGUCAGUGCCCCUCUGGUUUCCAAGGACCCCGCUGUCAGUAUGAUGUGAAUGAAUGUGAAGUAGAGAAUGGGGGUUGCGAGUCCCAGUGCUGCAACACUAUUGGCAGUUUCUACUGCAAGUGCUCCAGUGGCCUGAAGCUGAAGGAUGAUGGGAAGGCCUGUGAAGAUGUUGAUGAGUGCCAAGUUCACAAUGGGGGCUGCCAGCAUAGAUGCGUGAACACCCUGGGGUCCUAUUACUGUGAGUGCAAGCCAGGCUUUCGUCUGCACACAGAUGGCAGGACCUGCAUUGCCGUGAACACCUGUGCUGUCAACAAUGGUGGCUGUGAGCACAAUUGUCUGCAGCUGACGUUAACUCAACACCGGUGCCAAUGCCGGCACAACUAUCAGCUGAAGGAGGAUGGCAAGCAUUGUAUCUUGAAGAGCCCAUGUGCUGAUCGAAAUGGAGGCUGUAUGCACAAAUGUCAAAAUCACCGUGGCAUGGCACACUGUGAGUGCCAUCCUGGCUACCGGCUGGCAGCUGACAACAAGGCCUGUGAAGAUGUGAAUGAGUGUGCAACUGGACUGGCCAUGUGUGCACACAGCUGUCUCAACACUCGGGGCUCCUUCAAAUGCACUUGUAACCCCGGGUAUGAGCUGGGAGCAGAUGGCAAGCAGUGCUACAGGAUAGAGAUGGAGAUCGUGAAUAGCUGUGAGGCCAACAAUGGUGGAUGUUCCCAUCUUUGCCGUCACACCAGCUCUGGUCCAGAGUGCACCUGUAACUUGGGUUACCAACUCGAUGAGGAUCAAAAAACUUGCAUUGAUAUUGAUGAAUGUGAAAGUGGCUCCCAUUGUUGUCAGCAGGACUGCAGCAAUUCCCCUGGUGGUUAUGAAUGCGUUUGCUAUGCUGGCUACAGGCUCCACACUAAUGGCUGUGGCUGUGAUGAUGUGGAUGAGUGCUCCUCAGACAAUGGUGGGUGUGAACAUACCUGUCAGAAUCAGGUGGGUUCUUUCCAGUGCAGCUGCCAGAUUGGCUACAAGUUGGAUGAAGACCGGCGGAGCUGUAUUUCUCUAGGUGACUCCACAGAGGUUCUGGAUGGUCAGCGCCUCAUUAUGUACCCUCUCCCUCAUGUCGCCGUCCUGCGUGAUGAACUCACACAGCUCUUUGAGGAAGACUAUGAGUAUGAUGAAGAAGAGAUGGAAGCAAGAGGAGAGCACACGCUUUCAGAAAAAUUUGUUUGCUUGGAAGACACCUUUGGGAAUGACUGCAGCCUGACGUGUGACGACUGCAGGAACGGCGGGGCGUGCAAUGAGGAGCGCACUGGCUGUGACUGCCCGGAAGGCUGGAGUGGGAUCCUGUGCAAUCAGACCUGCCCUGAAGGCACCUUUGGUCGAAACUGCAACUUCACCUGCCGCUGUGAGAAUGGAGGCACAUGUGAUCCCAUGACGGGGACCUGCCGCUGCCCACCCGGGGUCAGUGGAGAACUGUGUGAGGAUGGCUGCCCUAAGGGCUUCUUUGGGAAACAAUGCAGGAAGAAAUGCAACUGUGCUAAUAGAGGCCGGUGCCAUCGGAUUUAUGGGGGCUGUCUCUGUGAUCCGGGCCUGUAUGGGAGAUACUGUCAUCUAGCUUGUCCCAAGUGGGCUUAUGGCCCUGGCUGUUCAGAGGAAUGCCUUUGUGUGCAGCAAAAUACCCAGGACUGUGACAAGAAGGAUGGCACCUGUCGAUGCAAGCCUGGCUACCACGGCAAAAGGUGUCAGACCAAGUGCGAUGCUGGCUAUUAUGGGAUUGGCUGCAAGAACAACUGUAACUGCCACCUUGGGGUGGCCUGUGACCACGUGAGCGGAGAGUGUCAGAAAGAAUGUCCUGCAGGCUUCUACGGAGAGAACUGUGACGAAGGAUGCCCUGAAGGGAAGUUUGGUGUUAACUGUUUGCAGUCCUGCUCCUGCGGGGGUUCUCCUUGUGAUCAAGCCACUGGGAAGUGCCGCUGCCUGCCUGGCAAGACAGGACAUGACUGUGGCAGAGUCUGCCCUGAUGGCCACUGGGGAGUUGGCUGCCAGGAGAUCUGCCCUGAGUGUGAAAACAGUGCCAGCUGUGACCCUGCCACUGGAGCCUGCCUGUGCCCACCUGGAUAUAGGGGCAGCCGCUGUCAAGACAUGUGUCCGGCUGGCUGGUUUGGACAGGGCUGCCAGAUGAGAUGCAGCUGUGGGAACGACGGUCACUGCCACCCCACGACAGGGAAAUGCAGCUGUGCCCCAGGCUGGACUGGGUAUAAUUGUAGAAGAGCCUGUGAUGCUGGCCACUGGGGCCUGGACUGUGCCAACACUUGCAACUGCAGCAACAGUGAUGGGAGCUGCAAUCUGGUGACAGGGCAGUGUAUCUGUGAAGCUGGCUACAUGGGCCCCCACUGUGACCAGAAGUGUCCUGAAGGAUGGUUUGGGUUGAACUGUCAACACCGCUGCCAGUGCGACAAUGGAGCCAUGUGUGACCAUGUCAGCGGGGCAUGUACAUGCAGCCCUGGCUGGAGAGGCACCUUUUGUGAGCACGCCUGCCCUGAUGGGUUUUACGGACUUGAGUGUCAGGAAACCUGCCCGUGUCUGAAUGGAGCCCACUGUGAUCACGUGACAGGGCGCUGCACUUGUCCAGCAGGCUGGCUCGGCCUGAGCUGUAACCAGACCUGUCAGGAUAACAGAUAUGGGGAGAACUGCAGUCAGUUAUGCAGCUGCUUCAACAAUGCUUCCUGCGACCCCAUGAGUGGGCAGUGUCUCUGUGCAGCUGGAUGGACAGGAGCCACCUGCCAGCAAGCAUGCCCACAGGGUUUCUAUGGAGCCAGCUGCCACCAACGUUGUCUCUGUCAGAAUGGUGGGACCUGUAACCCGGUCUCGGGGCGCUGUACAUGCCCUGAAGGAUGGACCGGACUGGCAUGUGAGCUGGAUUGUGCCCAAGGGCAGUACGGGAUGGAUUGCCGGCAGAGCUGUGAGUGCCACAAUGGGGGGCUGUGUGACCGUCAGACAGGCCACUGCUUCUGCCAGGCUGGCUGGACCGGUGCCAAGUGUGAGAGCCCUUGCCCCAGAGGCACGUUUGGCGAACACUGUGAGGAGGAGUGUGAUUGUGGGGAUGGAGCCUCUUGCCAUCCCGUCACCGGUGUUUGUGACUGUCCCAGGGGCUGGCGGGGCCAGCACUGCGAGAGAGCCUGCCUGCCUGGGUCAUUUGGGAAGGACUGCGCUGGCCACUGUAGCUGUCCCCCAGGAACUCCCUGCAAUCACAUCACUGGCCAGUGUGGCUGCCCACCAGGAUUCACAGGCCAUGGAUGCGAGCGAUCCUGUCUGCCUGGGACCUUUGGGGUGAACUGUGCUCAGGUCUGCCACUGCCCUGGUGCAAACCAGGACUGUGACCCCAUCACUGGGGAGUGUGUCUGUGCUCCAGGUUAUCACGGCCCCCGGUGCCAGCUCCGGUGUUCGCCAGGAUGGUACGGCUCCAACUGCGAGAGGCAGUGCCAGUGUAAGAAUGAGGGUCACUGCGCAACCACCACCGGGGCCUGUCAUUGUCUGGCGGGGUACAUGGGAGCUGACUGCAGCAUCAGCUGCCCUGCUGGUCGCUAUGGCAAGAACUGCGCGCAGCUCUGCUCCUGCGGACAAGGAGCGACCUGCCAUCCUGUGACAGGCACCUGCAUUUGUCCAGCAGGAAGAACUGGUCCCAGAUGUGAGCAAGCCUGCCAGAAGAACCGGUAUGGGGCUGGAUGCAAGCAGACGUGCACCUGCCAGGGCAGAGGGAUCUGUCGUGCAGCUGAUGGCUCCUGCCUGUGUGGCCUGGGGCGGACCGGGAUGUUUUGUGAACUUGAAUGCGCCCCAGGGAUGUAUGGUGCCAAUUGCCAGCUGCGCUGUGCCUGCCAGAAUAACGGGACUUGCGACUCAGUGACGGGAGCCUGCCACUGCACCAGAGGAUACUACGGGCACCUGUGUGAACACAGUUGCCCACCAGGUUUCCAUGGUCUCAGCUGCCAGGAGCUGUGUGACUGUCACAAUGGAGCCACGUGUGAUCCAGUGACUGGGCGGUGCCUGUGUCCUGCUGGCUUCUAUGGUGCCCACUGCCAAACAGGUUGUGAGGCAGGGAAAUAUGGGGAGGGAUGCCAGAGAACAUGCGACUGUGAAGGCAAUGUGCCAUGCGAUCCAGCCACUGGGCGCUGUCUGUGUCCUCCUGGAAAAACUGGGCCCAAAUGUGACUUGGACUGUCGCACAAAUAAGUAUGGCCCAGACUGCACCAUGACCUGUGACUGUGCCACAUUCAACUCUCACUGCAGAGCCCAGAAUGGCCAAUGCCUUUGUAUGAAUGGGUACAUAGGCCCCACCUGCCGAGAAGGUGGCCCCCCUCGUCUUCCAGCUGCUCAGCGCUCAGACGCGGAGUCAGGGGUUCCCCAUAGAACACCAUACCAUUCCCUCCAUGGCAUGUUCCAGCGUGUCCAUCAUUAGGCUACAUUGCCCAAAGCCAUAAGGAAAAUCAUCACAGAGGAGCGAGUCACAAGUUGGCUAAGUGAGCCACUAGCCCAUGUUGAAGACUUCCUUACCAGUUAACAUUUAACUACAGAGUAUUUUACAACAGAAUUAUGGAUCUGUUACUUUUAAAAAGCAAGCUUGAAGAUGUCUGUCCCUACCAAGUGCAACCUAAAUCUUUGCUACAAGAAGGGAACACAUCUUUAAAAAAAGCCUGUAAAAAACUCACAGGGCUGGAAACAGAUGAAACAGAGUUUUCAUCUUUGGUAGCACACAAUGCUCACAGACUUCUGGACACAAUUUGUUAUAUUUUAUGAUGUCCAAGCUGCAGCAGUGCAGACACGGUUGCUUAAUCCACUUGGCUAGAGGACUCCUGUGGCUCUUCUUGUAAUUGUUUUUAUAUUAUUGUUUACCUGCUAUUAUAGUCAAUAAUACAUAUUUAUGUAAAGAUAUUUAUGGGAAGAUGUACAAAUAUGACUUCAUGCUUGAUAGCUAACCUGCCCUUGCUCUCUGGUGGCCAAACAGAGCAUGGAGAAGAUGUACUUUACCACUUGAGUUCUGGACUUACGAUCAUUUUUUUCCACUUUAAUUUACUGUUGGCCACUGGAAUAUGGCCACUGUUACACAUGGACCUAUACUAAAUAAAUGCAACAUUAGUCAUAACACUUGCUAGUGAAUUGUGGCUCGUACUGCAAUUCACACUCGCAGGUGAGGGGUCCUUCAAGGGCUGUGUGAACUGCAGGUUAAACUCCUGAGCCCUGUCUUGUGUGCAGCUGCUGCUCUUGGCAUCACAGGUUUCCAAGAGACACUAUCUUGUUUGUGAGUAUGAACCUGUAACAGUGGGUUGUACUAGCUGAGCAAGAGAGAGAUUCAUUGUUAUAUCUUCUUUUAUCAAAUGAGCAAAUCAUCAUCCAAUAUAUAACCUGGUCUAGAUGCACUGCUAAACCCUGAUCGCAUUUAAAAAGGCAAUCAAAAGUUUACAGAAGGCAAUUUUGCAUUCUAAGCCAUUGCAAAAAUUUACUACUGUACAUUGUCCCUCUUGACUCCUUGGCACGAGAAAGUUACAUUUUAGGAGCGAGAUUAACUCUGAUGCUUAUUUGAUGAAGAAUGUAUAUAAUUCCUAUGUGUACUCAUGGAAAUUGAUGGGUUCCUAGUGCACAAUGUGGCAGUAUUAUGUCAGAAAUACCACAAAGUGGUAUCUGGCCUGGAUUCUAAUAAAAAUUGAA
Molecule: messenger RNA, 10941 nt
Organism: Alligator sinensis (Chinese alligator)
Lineage: Eukaryota; Metazoa; Chordata; Crocodylia; Alligatoridae
Gene: MEGF6
Product: multiple EGF like domains 6
Exons: 39
Coding region: 4856-9694 (1612 amino acids)
Molecular function (GO): protein binding; scavenger receptor activity; calcium ion binding
Source: RefSeq, a predicted model, not a curated record